AUUUUUUCCUCAAAACAAUUCUAUGACAGUAACGUUGAAAUUGGUGGCAUUAUUCUGGAAGCCUGCUAAGCUGACCGAAGACCAUUCUCUUGUCUAAAUUGUUGCCAUUAUUUCUCUGUUGUUGUUUUUGUAGCCAUUCCCUUGCUUAACAAGUUUCAAAAUUUAUAAUCUCAAGAUUUCAAAAACCCCUUCUCUUUUCUUUUUUAAUUUUAUCCCUUUUGUACCUAGUUCUUUCUGUCUAUAGUUUCAGAUCUUUGCGCUCAUGGCUCAUCGCUACGAUAGUAACCCUUUUGAUGAAGAAGAAGUCAACCCUUUCUCUGAACCAGCUGUGAGGGGAAAAACAUCAAGCCAAUCAAAUUUUAGCGGGGGUGCAUUUUACACUACAAACCCUGGAAGUGUUGCCCCUGCCACAAAUUCAAGGCUAUCACCUCUUAAUCCUGAACCUGUUGAUUAUAACUAUGGCUUUGGUGCAACUGUUGAUAUACCUCUUGAUCCAUCAACGGACUUGAAAAAGAAGGAAAAGGAACUCCAAGCCAAGGAGGCUGAAUUGAGAAGAAGGGAACAGGAAGUCAGACGGAAAGAAGAAGCUGCUGAACGAGCUGGAAUUGUUCUUGAGGAGAAGAAUUGGCCACCAUUUUUCCCAAUUAUCCAUCAUGAUAUUGCUAAUGAAAUUCCAAUUCAUCUUCAAAGACUGCAAUACGUUGCAUUUACUUCAUUAUUAGGAUUGGUAUUGUGCCUCACAUGGAAUAUUAUAGCUGUCACUUCAGCUUGGAUUAAGGGAGAAGGUGUGAAAAUAUGGUUUCUUUCUGUUAUCUACUUCAUAGCAGGAAUUCCUGGAGCAUAUGUCCUGUGGUAUCGCCCAUUAUAUCGUGCCUUUAGGACAGAUAGUGCUUUGAAUUUUGGAUGGUUUUUCUUGUUUUACCUGCUUCAUCUAGGAUUCUGUAUCUUAGCAGCAGUUGCUCCUCCCAUAGUUUUCAAAGGAAAAUCCCUGACAGGCAUUCUGUCGGCCAUAGAUGUGGUGGGUGACCAUGCAGUGAUUGGAAUUUUCUACUUUAUUGGAUUUGGAUUGUUCUGCGUAGAAACAUUAAUCAGCGUCUGGGUUAUUCAGCAAGUAUAUAUGUACUUCCGUGGCAGUGGUAAGGCUGCUGAGAUGAAGCGGGAGGCUGCAAGAGGAGCAAUGAGGGCUGCAAUAUGAUAAAUUUCCUUGUUUGAAUUGCUGUUGUAAAAAUGCUACCUGUUCACGCGGUUUGUCAAUGUAUUCAUGUGUAUAUUAUAAGCAGAAAGAGUAGGCAUACAGUGGUUGGUAGAAACAUGCUACAAUUUGUUGAGUUGAGAUCCUCUAUAUAGUUUUGGUUCACUCUUAUUCUAAAAGCUAGUUAAAUGUAUUUUGAUGUACUGCAUUAUGAUGCUUAUUUCUUUUGAUCAACAUGGUCUUUUUUUUCCUUC
Molecule: messenger RNA, 1446 nt
Organism: Cajanus cajan (pigeon pea)
Lineage: Eukaryota; Viridiplantae; Streptophyta; Magnoliopsida; Fabales; Fabaceae
Product: secretory carrier-associated membrane protein
Biological process (GO): protein transport
Cellular component (GO): recycling endosome membrane; trans-Golgi network membrane
Source: RefSeq, a predicted model, not a curated record